AUGCCUCCGCGCUCAUCGAGCUUCACGGACACUCCCCUUCUUCGGGUCUCACGCCCCGUCUCAGCGUGUUCAAGAUGCCGUGCUGCGAAAUGUGAUGGCAAGCUCCCAGCAUGUACCGCCUGCGAAAAAGCAGGUCGAGAGAAUGAGUGCUCAUCAGCAAAUGACCAAUUCGCUCGCGGCAAAGAGCGAAGUUAUGUGGCUGCCUUGGAGCUCAGAAUAGAGAAGCUUGAGAAGAGGUUAGCAUACGCUCGGUCAAGAAAGGCUUCUGUAGCUCUUCACGACCCCGAUGCCCCUCCAGCCAUUGAACCCAGUCGCAAGGACUCUCUUGCCUUCAUUCGUGCUGCCAUUCUUCGGAAGGCCGCGCGCAACAGGGAGAACUCCGACGUAAAUUCUCUUGUCUCGGAUUUUGGCUACCUAUCUGUCAGCGCCACCACGCGUGACUUCGAACCUUCUGAAGUGAACCUGACUUUUGCACGCGUCGUGCUGGCUGCUUCGACCAAUGAUCCGGUCCCAGAGCCCAGAACUAGUACUCUCCCUCCUGAGCAGACGGCUCGAGACUUGGUUAAGUUCUAUCAAUCAAGCUUCCUGGCGCUCUAUCCUGCCUUCUCUUCCUCCUCUCUUACUAUCAUUGUCGACAGCCUCUACCAGGAAAGCCCGCGGCCCUUGACAAGUCCACAGUACUGGUUGUUCUGGAUGGUGCUAGCUGUUGCUUCCGCAGCACGGAGUCGGAGCAAAUCUGAUCAGAACUACCAGGAUGCUCUCGAAUAUGUGGCUCGCGCUCUUCCACAUGCCGACCGAGCACUCAUGCCGGGCUAUCUAACUCAGAUUCAGUCACUGUUCCUUCUCACCCAAUAUGCGAUGCUUGAUCCGGCUCAUUUCGAUAGCUGGAAUCUUAUCGGAUUUACUGCCCGCGCCGUGGUUGACCUGGGUCUCCACCAGGAUCCCCCCAAUAUGAGCUCUAUGGACCAGGAGGACUUGGAUGCUCGUCGCCGGGUGUUCUACUGUGUAUAUGCGUUGGACAGGGCGAUAAGUAUGGUCCAUGCACGUGCCUUUUCCUUCUACGACGAUGCCAUAUCCGUUGAACUGCCUUCACCGAAUACUGAUAAAGAUUCUGAUCGCCCCCCACCUGACCCUUCUGUACCACUUUUCAAGCUUCGUCAGCUGCAGUCAGGAUGGUAUCAAACACUUGUUCAAGGUGAUCCAGACGACCCUCUGUCCGAUGGUACUGCCUUCAUAUGGCAAAAGUGUUUGGAGAUGCGAGAAUGGGCAGAGUCUCUCCCGACUGACUUACCAGCCGCUGUUCGAGAGAGGUUUGAGCUUGAACUGCACUACAGUUAUGUCUACUGUAUCGCUCCUAGCGCCAGAGUCCCUCAAUUGACAGCACAUGGAAGAAAGUUAAUAUUCGAGCAUGCCAUUAUGUAUAUCGACAAGGUGUACGAAAUGGCCAAAGCCUCGAGGGACUCGGCAUUUUCGACCUAUCACGACGCUCUUCGAGCGUUUUUCAUGGGCUCGCAAUUCGUCGCCGUUCUGCGCGAUGCUGCCGACACUGUUUUAUCCAAUACGCGAACACCAGCAUCUUUCUAUGUGCAGGGCCAAGGACAGAUUCCUCCUCCGCCGCUGCCUUCUCGGAACGACCGGAACAGUGUGGAUAAUCUGCAGCGCAGCCUUCAGUGUCUGGAAAGAGUGAAGCUGACGCUACAGGUGUAUGGUGAGAGAUGGGAAAACGCACUGGGACUAAAGGGGACUUUUGAGGUAAUGUCGGCUGAGGUUCUGGAAAACUUGAAGGCGAGAAGGGUCAUGAGGGACAUGGGUGCCACUGGCGUCGACCAUCCUCUAGUUCAGCAGCUGCAGCCGCAACAGCAUAUGACGUUUGUGUCGGGCCCUAACCCGGCCAUGCAGCAGCCUUCGAUGCCUCAACAACACCCUGUACCACCGGCAUAUCAAGGGCAAGAUCCAAGGUGGAUGAAUGUUGAUUUAACAAGAAUAGUUCAUGGGGGACAUCAUUCUGGAUGA
Molecule: messenger RNA, 2013 nt
Organism: Thermochaetoides thermophila DSM 1495
Lineage: Eukaryota; Fungi; Ascomycota; Sordariomycetes; Sordariales; Chaetomiaceae
Exons: 6
Coding region: 1-2013 (670 amino acids)
Biological process (GO): positive regulation of transcription by RNA polymerase II; DNA-templated transcription
Molecular function (GO): DNA-binding transcription factor activity, RNA polymerase II-specific; sequence-specific DNA binding; zinc ion binding
Source: RefSeq, a predicted model, not a curated record